ACGACUGUGUUUGUUGUAUUAAUUUUUAUGAUGUAAGAAUUAAGACAUGAUGAAGUAAAAUGUUAAUCAUCUAUUUAUAUAUUAUUGGUUUCAUUUAAAUAGCAUAAUGCUAAACCAACGACACACGAUUUUAAGAAGAUUAUAUCAAUAUGACCCAUGCUUUUGGAAGACCAUGCGAUCAAAUUUUUCUUCUCAUGAAGAUAAUUUAAUUUAUUUAUGUAAAUAUCUUAGGAUAAGUGAAAGUAAAGCUAAAUAUUUACAAAUAAGACAUCCUGCUAUAAAGAAAUUAGAUGUUGAUCAAAUCAAAAACCUAGUAGGUACAUUGUAUGAUCUAGGGUUUAAUAGCAAAGUCCUUUUAGAUCAACCAUCGCUCUGCAGUAUACUGCCAAUCACCUUGAAAUAUCGAUUUACAGUAUUAGAAGAAUGCGGACUAAACAAUAUUUCAACUCAAUAUUUAGUUUCAUAUUUGACAUUAGUAAAACGAAAAACUAUAGGGGAACUAAAACAAUCUGGAAUGAUACCUCAAGCAUUUAAUAUUGAAAAUAGACUCGCAAGUUAUAUGAGCCAAUGGCCGUCAUCUCUGACCACUUUAGUUUAUGGAGAUGUUGAGAAAUUUACUUUACAUUCAUUGAGGAUAAAAAUUAUACAGAGAUACCUUGAGCUUAUGUUAGAUCUAAGUCCGGAUGAAUUUAUUAGAGGAAUUGAUACAUAUCCAACAAUACGACAUCGUCCACUUCAAUCAAUCAAUGAAACUCUGAAUAUUUUGCUCAGUGAAAUACUAUUUCCAAUUAAAAAAAUUAAAUCUAACUUGUAUUUAGUACAUGCCGAUCCAGAAAACUUGAAGAACAUAUUAUAUAAUUUUCGAUCCAUUGGAGGAAUAGAUAUAAAAGAAAUAUUAAGAAUGUAUCCUAAGCUAGCUGUAAUAAAGUUUUCUACGUUAUUGGAUAUAAGAAAAACUUUGGAAGAAUAUGGAAUAAGUAAAGAGGCACAAAUGAGGUGCUUUCAAAUAUAUACACUAAGUCCUACAACAAUUAAAGAAAGAUUAGAAGAAGCUAAAACUAUACCAGAGUUUAAUACAUUUUAUGGCCACCCGAGAUUUUUGAAAAUGAUCUACUAUAACAAGACAGCAACAAGAAGACUGAUGAAAUUAUACAGUAACAACAAGAAAUGCUUGAGCCUCAAUAUACUUUCUGGCAGCUCUGCACAUUAUGAAAUUUUUGAGAAAGCACCAGGUGAUAGAUUGGGAAAAGGCAAAGAUUUAGUCUUUUGUAUAAGCAAGUCACUAGGUAAUUCAUUUAAUAUUACUGAUAUACGUAAUAUACUCAAGCGGCAUCCAUUUUGGAUUAAUAUACCACUUAUUCAAGUUAAAUAUGUUUAUGAACAGCUGAGUGUGGAUUUUUCUGUUAAUGAUAUUUAUGAAAAUAUCCCUAUUCUGUUGUAUCCUUGGAAUAGAAUAAGAGAAUCAUUAAAACUACUAGAACCAAGUGAAAAGCAAAAUAAGUGGUUAGCCUCAUUGCCUUAUGAACAAAUAGAUUUAACUAUGCUAAGCCAAUCACAAAAACUUAGUCUCAUAUUGUAUUUGCUUGAAAAAAAUCAUUAUUUUAGUGGAAAUGGUGUGUGGUCUGAAGAAAAACAUAAAAAUAUAGUUGAUUUAACCAAACCACUUUAACCAAAUUAAUUAGUACAAUAAUAAUAAAUAAAAAUAAUUUGAA
Vanessa tameamea is the source of this 1712-nucleotide messenger RNA. Its product is annotated as transcription termination factor 5, mitochondrial-like. The coding region runs from base 107 to 1669 and encodes 520 amino acids. The record is from RefSeq and is a predicted model, not a curated record. Gene Ontology annotation, cellular component: mitochondrial matrix. The transcript has a single exon. Gene Ontology annotation, biological process: termination of mitochondrial transcription; regulation of DNA-templated transcription. Gene Ontology annotation, molecular function: double-stranded DNA binding. NCBI's taxonomy places the organism in Eukaryota, Metazoa, Arthropoda, Insecta, Lepidoptera, Nymphalidae.